CUCCGCACACAUACACACACACACACACACACGCGCGCGCGCGCACACACAUCAGCCGACCACCGUUUUCAGCUCAGUCAAAUAUCUUUUAACAGCAUCACGUUGUGGGUGAAGACUGGCGCCGGAGCAACGCUGGAACCAUGCCUCUUCUGCAGAUUUGGACAGGGAAAUUUCAUCCGCCGAUUUGAUUGUCAGGAGGCUGCUGCUUCAGCCAUUCAUGCCAGUCUUUGCUGUUUUUUUGUUUCUCUUCCUUUUUCUCCCCCUCCUUCCCCCCAACCACCUCUCCCCCAGCCCCCUCAACUGGACUUGUCAUCACUUUUAAAAGUAUCCUAUAUGCUGUUCUUUUUUUAUUCGAGCAAAGAUGUCUGAUCUUCUGGUGUUGGUCGAGGGGCUCUGUGACCUGCACGGAUUUCCAUAGCUAAAGGAAAACAGCGGGGUCCAAACAGCAGAUUUCCCCCCCGCCCCCCCUUCCUUUUUUUCUUUUCUUUUUUUUUGUUUUUGUUUGUCCAUUAUAAUAACACUUUUAAAAAAAUCGCCUGCAUAGAUGUAGGCGAGUAAUUCGACUGAUAUUUUUUUUAAAGAAGGCAAUUUUUUUUUUUUUGGUUUGUUUGUUGUUGUUUUUUUUUUUUAAUUGCCUGUUUUAUUUUUUAGUUUGUGCGUUUUCGGGAGGACCACUGGACUGGUUGGAUUAUAGGAACUAUAAGGAUUCGUGGAGAUGUUGGGUCGUCAAGAAGAAAAAAUAUGUGGAAUUUUCUCUGGUUUGGUGGCUUUGUCCUUCCUAUGCUUUGUUCAAAGCUCCUCCAACGAAAGCACCGGAAUGUCUGUGGCCAAGACUACCGUGGACAAGUUGCUGAAGGGAUAUGAUAUCCGUCUGAGGCCUGAUUUUGGAGGUCCUCCAGUCAUCGUAGGGAUGAGCAUCAACAUAGCCAGUAUCGACUCCAUCUCAGAAGUAAACAUGGACUACACCAUCACAAUGUAUUUCCAGCAAAGCUGGAGAGACAAGCGUUUGGCCUACGGAGAGCUGAAACUAAACCUGACUUUGGACAACCGUGUAGCAGACCAGCUGUGGCUCCCUGAUACUUACUUCCUUAAUGACAAGAAAUCCUUUCUUCAUGGAGUGACGGUGAAAAACCGAAUGAUCCGACUGCACCCUGAUGGCACCGUCCUAUACGGACUAAGAAUAACAACUACUGCUGCCUGCAUGAUGGACUUGAGGAGAUACCCUCUGGAUGAACAGAACUGCACUCUCGAAAUUGAAAGCUAUGGAUAUACAACAGAUGACAUCGUAUUUUUUUGGGAAGGAGAUGACAAAGCUGUGACCGGGGUUAAAGAGUUGGAAUUACCUCAGUUCUCCAUUGUGGACGUCCGCCUGGUGUCCAGGGAGGUCAGGUUUACUACAGGUUCAUAUCCAAGGCUCUCAUUGAGUUUCAGGAUUAAGAGGAACAUAGGCUAUUUCAUCUUGCAGACGUAUAUGCCCUCCAUCUUGAUCACCAUCCUCUCCUGGGUCUCCUUCUGGAUCAAUUAUGAUGCCUCUGCAGCUCGCGUGGCCCUCGGUGUGACAACGGUGCUUACCAUGACCACGAUUAACACCCACCUUAGGGAGACCCUCCCAAAGAUUCCUUACGUGAAAGCCAUCGACGUCUACCUCAUGGGCUGUUUUGUGUUCGUGUUUCUGGCCCUGCUUGAAUAUGCCUUUGUAAAUUACGUGUUCUUUGGCCGGGGCCCUGCACAACAGAAGAAAAUCAAUGAGAGGCUGGGCAAAGUCAACAACGAGCGUACGAGAUAUGAAGAGAAGCGCCUGAGGGAACAGGACUCCAUUUCCGUGCCGUUUCAAACCAACACCUUCAGGUCAUUUACACAGCGAAGAAAUCUGUAUCUCGAGGAACAAAGAAAAGUUGGGGUGGACGCUUACGGGAACAUCCUCCUCACCACGCUGGACAUGAACAACGAGGUGAUGCCUUCCGACGUGGGGAGCAGCGUCAGUGACUCUCGGAAUUCCGUCAUGUCCUUCGACAGCUCCGGCGUCCAGUUUAGGAAGCCCAUGGCGCCCCGGGAUGGCUACGGCCACCACUCGCUGGACCGGAGCGCCAUGCGGAGCCGCGCCAACUGUCGGCUACGGCGACGCUCCUCCAAGCUCAAGUUGAAAAUCCCAAACCUGUCAGAUGUUAGCACCAUCGACAAGUGGUCCCGGGUCAUUUUCCCCAUCACCUUUGGAUUUUUCAACCUAAUCUACUGGUUGUACUAUGUGAAUUGAUGUGCAUCCCACUAGGAAUCAUGGGCCAUAUUUUGAGAGCACAUUAAAUUGGCUUUGAUACAGUUCCAAAAUAUGUAUACACAUAUACAAGUUGAACAUAUGUAUAUGCAUAUUUCCAUAUAUUAUAUUUAUAUAUACACAUGUGAAAUCCGAGGAACCUUUCUGCUGUACAAAGUAUUACUAGGAUGACUUGAAUGUUUAAGAAUACUUGUGCGAGAAGAAUUUCAACGCUUUUUUUGUUUGUUUUUUCUUCCUGAAACAAACAUGAGAUCCUCCCCACCAGGGGUUUUUCAGAACUAAAGACUGCAUGAUAUUUUUGCUAAAAAAAAAAACAAAACAAAAAGAAAAGUGAAAAAAAGCAAAAAGAAAGAGGGGAAGUGAAAGUUUUGGAGAGAGAGAAAAGAUGUCUCGAAGUCCCACUGACUUUUUAUUGAUACUUAUCGUACUCAGAAAUCCUCUUCUGCAGCUCGAGAAAUCAGCGGUGGCUCGCGCGUCCGGGCAUCGACUCACUGAAGUCCUUGGCGACACCUUUGGUCCCCGCCGCUGCCACCCCCACACCCUCUGCCGUUACCCCACAGGAGGACGACAUGCACGGAAACCUCUCAGUUUCUGCUAUGUACAGCAACCUUGUUUGGAUUAUGUGUUGUUCUUUGGCUUUUUUUUCCUGUUUUUAGAGUGAAUAUUGUUCACCUUAUUAGACAUCAACUCCGGCCAAAUGGUCCCCAUUCGGUUGGCGUAUGGAUAGGAUAUUUGACUGCUGCAUUUCCACCCAGAGUCAACUUGUAUUACUUUUACAUUCUCUUUUUUUUGUUGUUGUUGUUGUCUUUUUCUAUUUUAUUAGAAACACAUCCUCGGAGUGGUGGGAUGUAGGUGGGAUCGUGUUGAGGUUGCCGGUGGAGAAAGAGGUGGGGAUUUUUAAAAGUGUUUUUCAUUCUAGGUAAAAACAAACACUGCUUAUUGUAGAUAUGAUUUCAUCUUAACAAAAACUGUGAUUUCAGAGAGUCAGACCAUGUUCUAGGGGUUGGGCAUUAUGAGAUAAAAGAGUAAGAGGCGUGCAUUGCUGGUUCUGAUUGUUUGGGGGUGGAGGGGGGAAGACAUUCUGUACAUUUAAAUCAUUCAAUAUUCUCGCAAAGGUAUGCUUGUGGUUUUUUUUUUUCUUUCCUCCUAAUGAUUAGCUCACAUUCUCUUUAGAUGCAGAGUUCAUUGACAUCGAAUCCUGCUUUGUGUUUGCUAUGCAGGAACGGGAAGGGGAGUGAGAUGGGCUGCCUUUGUUGUUUGUGUGAAAUUAUUCCUAGGUGAAGAUGUGAGAUCAUGUAUAUUCAAAAAGAUCGACCAAAUCCUCAUUCAGAACAAUGGUAUAUCUUUGUUUGCUCAGCCUCUUUUUGGUUUUCCAGUCGGUGUGUGAAGGGAAGAAUAUUUCGGAUUCGUAUUGUACCGGGAAAGAGGCGUACGGAGGAGAGGGUUUUGUCGUUGUAGCCUUAUUCAACAGCCUCUCCAGAACUGCUGCUGCAAGAUCAGGAGGGAUUUAUUAUGUCAGAAAAAUAGCCAUGAAUUGAAUGAAAUGAUGACCAAAAGGCCUGUAUUUCAUGUUUUCCCCUUGAAAACACACACAUUGCAUUUCUAGUGCUGAUGUACCGACCAGGAGGGGUGCUGGUUAUGUUCAACAUUUCCGACCUUUGCAGUUUUGGUUUUGCAGUAUUCCAGAUUUUUGAUUAUUAAACAUUGCCAUUUACCUCAGAAUGUCUCCUACCGGGUGUGCAUCAGUUUACUCUUUCCAGUGGGAUCUUUCACACCUACUUUAGCAACUUAAAAUAAUUGUCUGUAUUUUACUCAUGGACUAUUAAAGGAAAAAUGUGAUACAAAUAACUAGCCAAAGGAGAUAACAUAGAGUAUUUGUGGUCACAUGCUGUCUAAGAUUAGAACCGUAGCCAGGUUCUCAAACAUCAGAUCUAUGAAACCUGGCUUUUUCUCCCCACCUAUAUAUCAGUCAUACACUUAUGCAUGAUCAGUAAAAAAAAAAAAAAAUCUGAGCCCUUGUGAAACAUUUAAACUACUUCCAGUCAGAAAAAAACCUGUUUGAAAAAUAAAACUAUAUUUUAUUGUAGCUGCUUAAAUAAUUGCAGCUACAAUAAAAAGAAAACUGAUGUUGCCAAGGUUCAAGAAUAGUGGUACAAAAUAGUUUGUUUACUGUGACAAAAUUUAGGUAAGACGGGACAAAAUGGGGGUUUCAGUUGGUGAAAGGGUGAACUGACGCUGCUGACUCGAGGACAGAAUUACUGCAGGAUAUUAUCGUGUGCCAAAUCAGACUUUACUGUGUGACAUUUCUUAUUAAUAUUUUUACAAAACAACACUUUUUUCACAUGUCACUUACUUCAGUUGAAAAGCUACAAAAGAAAUUGCAGUGGUGUUGAGCAUUUUGCCACAGUUAUAAAUAAAGAAUUAGAUGAAUUCCUUCCUGGGAGAGCAACAUAAAGAUGGAAGAGCUGCAAACAUAUCAGUUUGUCAUCAGAUAUAUGCUUUCUUCUCUGGAGCGGUGGGUAUCCAAAAGAUUUCUUCAAAAAGGAAAACUGAUCAGAAACCAAUGUGUCUACCUAAGUAAUAGUGAAGUUUGUACAGUGCUGUGACCAGCGGUGUAAUACAACUUUUAGUAUUUAUUUAUUUUUUGGAUGAAUUUUAUGCAGCAUUGUCAUAUUUUCAAGCAGCGUCUUUAAUUGUUGAAAUUUCCACCUUUGUGUCUGCAGUUAGGAAAUUGAGGUCAAACUUUUCAAAAGCGGGUGGCAAGAUAAAGAAAAAAUAAUAAUGAUACAAUGCUUUCUCCAAGCAAUAGAUGGGUAACACUGAAGGUUAGAUCCAAAUGUGUCCCGCUGAAAUUAAAUGAACUUGAAAACAGACUGUUUUAGCCCAAUGGAAGAUUUGCGAGCACUUUACGGAUUUUACACAACAAUCUAAUAUCCCGUGCUUAGCCGUAAACUUCUCACCGAGAAAUUUACAGCCACAACAAACCAGAGCCAUCGUUUAUUUAUUCCCUCCAUUCCUCUCGCUUGUUAAAUCUUUGCCCCUCUCCAGCAGUAAAACGCGACCCGCCGACAUCGCGUGGGGGCAUAAAAGCUUUACUUGGCCUCUUCCCACAUAUGCAGUAGUAGUCCCCGACACCUGUAAGCUUCCCCCUUUAACUCAUUGCUGACAUCCCUGUGACAUGUAUGCUGCAAUUCUUAACUUCUGCCUUACAGAAGUUGUCUUAUGGGAGAUGCUCCGCUGGCAUCACGACUAGAUGUGGCUCUCUUUUAGCCAGCUGUUUGUUGCAAUCAGAUCAACGAGUGAAAAGUGACUGCGUUGCCAGAGUGUUGAUCAUGUCAUAAUUGGUACACUUUAUAAAUUGUUAGAUGUCGGUAGUAAUUUUGACUUGAGGGUGUUUCAGAUGGGUACAUUUUUGUUACAGUAGUAACUAUGUCAACUGUUUUUUUUAUUAUUAUUUUGCAUAUUUCAAUGUUAAAUUGUUUAAAUUAAAAUACGACGGAUCUUUAUGAAAUUGCGCUUAGAUUCAGACUAUGUGGCCAGAGGAUUUUAUUUGUUCCACUGCAAACCAGGCAGAUGUUUCUGUGUUUAACUGCCUGCUAUGUGGUCUUAAUGAGAUGCACUUGCAGUAAUGCGUUUUUCUAAUGUAAGCUGACUCAAGUAUUAAACUCUUAUUCAGGUUGGUGUUAUUCCCAGAAAUGAAAGCCUGUUCAGGUAUUGUACUUUUUAGAUAGUAUACUAAACGCAUAUGGAGGGGAGAAAAAAAGAAGAAGAAAAAAAAAAACAUUCCCACUCUAAAUAUAUUCACUGUUCAUUUCAAACACCACAUGUACUACCAGCUUUCUGGACAUGAAAUUAGCACCUCCAUCCCAAAAGGCUGUGAGGACAUUCUGUUCUGAAACGUCUUCUUUCAGAUAUUUGCUUAUCUAGAGAGCUGUUUUCUUUUCCUUUGAACACUUAAGUUCAAUAAGUAGAGAAGGAGGAGGAAAAAAAAGUGUUGAACUGAUUUCAAUGUGAAUUUUCUUGCCUCUAGUGUAAAUGUGUAAUUACAUGUGAAUUGUACUGUAAAUAUGAUAUCUUUCACUUAAUAGUUCUUAAUGCAUGAACAAAAACAUGGCAGUUCUUAAUACCAGCUAGCCUCACUGCUAAUGGCAUGGACAGCUUUUCUAGCAUUGGCAUACUUCUGCAAACGAAACCUUAACAAAAAAGAAAAACGAGAAAAAACAAAUCUGAAAACACAAAAGAACACAUGGUGUGAACAAAAUAAUGGAGAAAUCAUGACAAAGUUCUCUCGCGGUGAUGGAGUUUCUGGCAGUUCAAAGGGAGCGCUAAUUCUAAAAGCUAAUAGGAAAGUGACGUUCUGGCGGUUAAGCUUUUUGCGUUUGUCCGUUUAAUGUGACCUGAAGUCUUUCAGGAGUUUUCAACACAGUCUACCCGCUGCACUUACCUCAGCCAUUCACAAACCACUUAGUCCACAAGUUCUCCCAAAAAAUAUGAUCAGCUAGCUAGCUUGCUAUGGCUAGAGGAGCAGGGUGGCCUUAAGAGGGCGAGUGGGAUGUUUUUUGCUUUUUUUUUUUCCUGUUCCUCACCAAGAAGGUCUAGAGUGCCCUUGAGCAAGGCACUUUACUAAUUGCCCAAGUGCAAAUGGUUGGAGUCUGUGGUGCAUUGUAGCAAACAUCUUUAGCUAUCCGAGAGCAAGGCUAGCAAAUCUGUGCUGGACUGUAGCAAACACUUUAGCCAAUUUAGAUCAUGGUUAGCAAACUGUAGCCUGGAGAAAUAAAUGAAGAAGUGUCCCUUUCUUCUGUAACAGCACAUACUGUAAGUCUCAAUAUGGACAGUUGGAAUACGCCUUUUCACUUACCUGAAGUGCGCUAACACCGUAUUACAUACGUCAAAUCACCAGAACAAAGCUAGGAGUCUCCAUACUGUCGGACGAAUUGUCGCUGGUGGAUUCAUUAUUUUGUCCUCACCUUGUAGGUUUUGUUUUGCAUGACCUGAGUUAAAAAAAAAAAAAAAAAA
Molecule: messenger RNA, 7288 nt
Organism: Xiphophorus maculatus (southern platyfish)
Lineage: Eukaryota; Metazoa; Chordata; Actinopteri; Cyprinodontiformes; Poeciliidae
Gene: gabrb4
Product: gamma-aminobutyric acid receptor subunit beta-4-like
Exons: 10
Coding region: 716-2254 (512 amino acids)
Biological process (GO): nervous system process; chemical synaptic transmission; regulation of membrane potential
Cellular component (GO): synapse; neuron projection; GABA-A receptor complex
Molecular function (GO): extracellular ligand-gated monoatomic ion channel activity; neurotransmitter receptor activity; GABA-A receptor activity
Source: RefSeq, a predicted model, not a curated record